Messenger RNA from Tupaia belangeri chinensis (Chinese tree shrew), 1392 nucleotides. RefSeq names its product putative tripartite motif-containing protein 75. The coding region runs from base 1 to 1392 and encodes 463 amino acids. Gene Ontology annotation, molecular function: zinc ion binding; protein binding. The transcript has a single exon. The record is from RefSeq and is a predicted model, not a curated record. NCBI's taxonomy places the organism in Eukaryota, Metazoa, Chordata, Mammalia, Scandentia, Tupaiidae.
AUGGCGGCGGCCCCAGACCUGGCCGGACUCCAGGAAGAAACGCAGUGUCCCAUCUGUCUGGAUUAUCUGGUGGACCCGGUGACCAUCGACUGUGGACACAACUUCUGUAGUUGCUGCCUCCAGCAGGCCUGUCAGGAUGGAUUGCGAUGCCCCGUGUGUCGUCAACCAUGCCGAGACGGGCCCUUCCGGAGCAACGCCCAGCUGGGCAGGAUGGUGGCCCUGGCCAGGCUGCUCAAGGUCAAGAGCAUCAAGAGGAAGAGACAGGAGGAGCUGCCUGAGUGCGAGCAGCACGGCCAGCCCCAGGUCUUAUUCUGCGAAGAUGAGCGGGUGCUGCUGUGCGCCCCGUGUGCUGGGGCUGCGGACCACUGGGGCCACUGCGUGCAGCCGGUCCCGGAGGCCGAUGCUCAGCACAGGAAGAUGCUGCGCAGCUACCUGGAGUCGCUGAAGGGCAGAAUGGAGGACGCUCAGAAGCUCCUGGACGCCCAACACAGACAGCUGUCGGAGCAGAGCGAGAACACAGAGAACCAGAGGAGGAAAACAUGCUUGGAUUUCAAGCACCAGCAGCAGUUUAUGUCCCGCGAGCAGCAGGCUGCCCUGUCCAGGUUGGCGGAGGAGGAGAGGAAGCUGCAACAGCAGCUCCAGGCGCACACGUCGGCCCUGAUAGAGCACAUCCACACAGUCCAGGGGCUGCAAGGGGAGGUGGCUGAGCGGAGCGUGAUGUCAGACUGGCAGGUGCUGGCAGGGCUCAAGGCCAUCGUGGGCAGGUGUGAGAGCCUGCAGCUCCCCCAGUGCAGCUCUUCCCGGCUGAAGAAGGAGGCCUGCAGCCUGCCACUGCAGUACUCAGCCCUGCAGAGGGUCAUGGGCAGGUACAGAGAGCAGGUGACUCUGGAUCCUGCCACAGCACAUCCCAAUCUGCUUGUCUCAGAGGAUCAGAAAUGCGUGACCUAUGUGAGGAAGCAGCUGUCAGUCCCCCAGAGCCCACAGCGAUUUGUGCUUUCUCCCGUGGUCCUGGGUUCCCAGGGCUUUGAUUCUGGCCGGCAUUACUGGGAGGUGCAAGUGGAGGACAAGCCCGAGUGGGCUGUAGGCAUUUGCAGAGAAUCCCUGUCCAGGAAGGGCAAGGGGCAGAGUGGAUGCUGGGCCCUGCAGCUGUGGGAUGGCGCCUACAUGGCUACAGGUCCUGCCCCAGUCCUGGUGGUGCUGAAGGAGAAGCCCAGAAGGAUUGGCAUUUACCUGGACUAUGAGCUGGGUGAGAUUUCCUUCUACAACCUUAAUGACAUGUCUCACAUUCACUCUUUCGCUGAUCGAUUUUCUGAAGUCCUUGUGCCUUAUUUCUGCCUGGGAUCGGACAAGAAACCUCUUAGGAUCUGUGCAGUGGCAGACCUUGAAGGAUGA